Molecule: messenger RNA, 1968 nt
Organism: Zygotorulaspora mrakii
Lineage: Eukaryota; Fungi; Ascomycota; Saccharomycetes; Saccharomycetales; Saccharomycetaceae
Gene: CHS5
Product: Chs5p
Exons: 1
Coding region: 1-1968 (655 amino acids)
Biological process (GO): Golgi to plasma membrane transport; conjugation with cellular fusion
Cellular component (GO): exomer complex; trans-Golgi network
Molecular function (GO): protein dimerization activity
Source: RefSeq, a predicted model, not a curated record
AUGUCUAGCGUUGAAGUUUUAUUAACUUUGGGUAAACUGGACGCCUCUUUGGCUCUGUUGACCACGAGUGACCAUCAUGUAAUCGAGUUUCCUACGGUAUUAUUACCAGAUAAUGUCAAGGCUGGAUCAAUUGUGAAAUUGUCUGUUUCACAAAGUUUAGAUGAAGAGGAAAGACAAAGAGAGGUGUUUAAGGAUAUUCAGAGUAAAAUUUUGGAAAAGUAUGGUACGCAUAGACCUAAGCCACCUGUUCUGAAAAUCGUCAAUAUUACACAGACAAACUGUGUUCUAGGAUGGGAUCCCUUGCAUUUAGGCUCAGCUAGAUUAAAAUCACUCACUCUCUAUAGGCAAGGCGUUCGCUCGACCGUUAUUCCUAGUCCUUUCAAAAGUACAACUACCAAGAUUUCAGGAUUAUCAGUUGAUACAGCGUAUGAUUUUCAAUUGAAGCUUUCAACAACUUCAGGCCAAUAUUGGUCUGAAAAGGUCGAAGUACACACUCACAAGAUGACUGAUAUGUCGGGCAUCACGGUAUGUCUUGGUCAGUUAGAUCCUUUGCAAAGUAUCACAGAAGAUCAAAUUGCCUAUAGCUUAAUGCAGAUUGGUGCUAGGCCUUUACAACAUCAUGUUGCUAUUGAUACGACGCAUUUUGUGACGAAUGAUCCAGAAAACGAAGAGGAUCCCGAAUUGAUCAAAGCAAAGAAUAGCAACAUACCUGUUGUUAGACCUGAAUGGGUCAAAGCCAGUGAAACCGAGAAAAGGAUUGUUGGAGUAAGAGGAUUUUAUCUGGAUGCAGAUGAGGGUAUAUUAAAGAGUUAUCCAUUCACCCCACUUACUGAGGAAUCGAAAGGUCAAUUGGAAAGACAAAGAAGAAAUUUAAAUACCGAAGAAGGAUCAAGCCUGAAAGCAUCAACCGUUGAAAAAUCUGCGAAUACCAGCGAAGAGGCGGUUGUAGAAGACAAUGACGAACCAACUCAACAUGAAGUUGAUGUAGAAGCUCUACAUGAGGAGCCAAUAAAUGAGCCAGAAGCCGUACAUGAGGAGCCAGUUAGCGAGUCUGAAGUGGAGCAACCUUCAAUCGAACAAACGGAAACAUAUGUGGCCGAAGAAUCAAAUGUUCAAACAACGGGGCUAGGACUGAGCGCAACAGCGUCACCCUUGGAAGAAACCGAAACGAACGUUGAGGCUGAGGAACCAGUUAGUGGGUCACAAGGAAUUGAAGAGGAUGACGUCCAGGCAAUGGAGAUAGCUCCAGAAGCGGAAGUACAAUCAGCCGUGGCUGUCGAUGAUGAUGAAUCAUCUGCAAAAGAAGUAGUGCAGUCAGCAGUUCCAGAAGUAGCAGUUCCAGAAGUAGCAGUUCCAGAAGUAGCAAUUUCAAAAGAAGCUGUUCCAGAAGACGUUAUCCGUCAAACAUUUGCAGAUGGUGCAUUAGCAGAACGAGAAGUACAGUCAACAUUAGAAGCGGAGCCGGCUAUGGAAGCAGAAGUAGAAUCACAACCAUCUGCAGUGGCUGAAAGUGAUGCUGUACCUGAAAUGAAAGUAGUCCCAAUUGUAGAAACUGAAUCGGCUAUUGACAUACCAACAACUACGGGAAUUGCGGAAGAAUCAACUACUAACCCAAUCGAAGGAAGCGAGAAAGCAGCAGAAAGUAGUGAAGAAAUCAUGCGAGCUACGGAAACAGAUGCCGAAGGUGGAAAUGAAGAGAGCGAGGCCAUUGAAAAAGCUGUCCCUGGAGUUCGCACUUCUGAUGAGUUUGCAGCUGCAACAGCAUCUGUGGAGAGCAUCGCCGAUGCUAUACAGGCUGUGGAUUCGAACAGCAUUGCUAGCGAUGAGAAAGAGGCAAGCGAACAGCCUGAAGAUACGGCGGAUGGCAGUGGUGAAGAACUAGCAACGGCAGAGAAAACAGACGACAAUACUGCAUCAAGUAAAUCCAAAAAGAAGAAGAAUAAGAAGAAGAAAAAUAAAAAGAAAUAG